AUGUCUCCACUUAUAAGAAGCAUUGUUGAUAUCACCGAAGUUUUCAAUCAAUAUGCAUCACAAAGUUGUGAUGGAGCAUCACUUAGCAAGAAAGACCUGAAAAACCUCCUUGAGAGAGAACUUGGAGAUGUCCUUCAGACACCACAUGACCCUGAGACGGUAGACCUGACCCUAGAGCUUCUCGAUCGCGACUGCAACGGACGUGUUGAUUUCAACGAAUUCCUCCUGAUAGUUUUCAAGAUUGCUCAAGCUUGCUAUUAUGCUCUCGACCAGGCCACACAGCUAGGCGAGAAGAGAGCCCUGCCCAGGGAAAAAAGGAACCUGUCACAAGAUCGCAGGCAAGAAGACCAAAGGAGAUUCGAGCUCCGGGACAGACAACUGGACGAAGAACCUGGGCGCCGAAGCCGGCAGAAGAGACUUGAGCAGGAGGAGCGCGCUGAGGAGCAGAGGUUGGAGCAGCUCGACAGGCAGCACCGCGACGAAGAGCAGCGACUGCAAAGGCGAGAACUGCAAGAACUGGAGGAGCGCCUUGCAGAGAAAGAGCCGCUAAGCUCGAGUAAGGGUCGUGACGCUGAGGAGUUUUCUGAGGUAGAGGAACAGCAAAGGCGAGAGAGACAGGAACUCAAGGGCAAGGGCCAAACAGAAGAGAGAAGGCUGCAGAGGCGCCGGCAAGAAGAGCUGCGCGAACCCCAGCUGAGGCGCGAUCAGGAGCUGAGGCGCGAUCAGGAGCUGAGGCAGGAACUGAGACGCGAACAGGAGCUGAAUCGCAGGCAGGAGCUGAGGCGCGAACAAGAGCUAAGGCGCGAGCAGGAGCUGAGGCAGGAACUGAGACGCGAACAAGAGCUAAGGCGCGAGCAGGAGCUGAGGCAGGAACUGAGACGCGAGCAGCAGCUGAGGCAGGAACAGAGGCGCGAACAAGAGCUAAGGCGCGAGCAGGAGCUGAGGCAGGAAAUGAGACGCGAGCAGGAGCUGAGGCAGGAACUGAGACGCGAGCAGGAGCUAAGGCGCGAGCAGGAGUUGAGGCAGGAGCUGAGACGCGAGCAGGAGCUAAGGCGCGACCAGGAGCUGAGGCAGGAACUGUGGCGCGAGCAAGAGCUGAGGCAGGAGCGGAGGCGCGAGCAGGAGCUGGCUGAGGAGGAUGAGCAGACACGGGUCCAGGAACCCGACGAGAGCAUCACCCAGAGGUGGCAGUGGCAGCUCGAAAGCGAGGCAGAAGCCCGUCAGAACAAGGUCUACUCUAGGCCUCGCAGGCAGGAGCAGAGGCUUCGUCAGGAGCUGGAGGAGCGUCAGCUCCGGGAGCAGGAGGAGCAGCGCCGCGACCUCCAACGGCAGCGUACCGCUGAGGAGGCGCGCGAGCGCAACCAGCGUGAGAGGCGGCAGCGGGCGGAGGAGCGCCUGGAGCAGGAGCAGAGGUUCCGGGAGGAGGAGCUGCAACGAGCAGAGCUCCAGGACAGCCUCCUAGAGGAAGAACAGAGGCGGCGCCAUGAGGAACGUCGGGAGCCAAACAGGAGCAGGCAACUGCGCGAAGAAAGCCAGAGGCGCCACACACUGUACGGCAAACCUAGCCAGAGGCAACGUAGGGAGGAAGAGCUACGCGAGGAGCGACUGCUGCGAGAAGAGCAGCGCCAGCAGCGGGAGAGGCAACACCGCAGAGAGGAGGAUCUGCAGCAGGAGGAAGAGCGGCUGCAGCAAGACGAAGAGCAACUGCAGCGGGAAAAGAGGCGCCUGCAGCGGGAGAGGCAGUAUCAGGAGGAGGACCUGCAGCAGGAAGAAGAGCGGCUGCAGCAGGAGGAAGAGCGGCUGCAGAGAGAAAGGAGGCGCCUGCAGCAGGAGAGGCAGUAUCAAGAGGAGGACCUGCAGCUUCAGGAUGAAGAUCAGCGUAGGGAUCUGAAAUGGCAGUGGCAACCAAGGAAAGAAAAUGAAGUUCGUAGUAACAGGCUCUUCGCCAAACGCAGAGAGGAUGAGGAAACGAUCCAGCAGCUGGAAGAUUCUCGGGAGCGAGAGAGACGUCAGGAUCGGCGGCCUCUGCAAGACGAAGAGGAAGAGAAGAGAGAGCUGGAGCAGGAGAGGAGGCGCCGACAGCAGCGCGACCGUCAGAUCCUAGAGGAAGAGCAGCGUCAGCGAGAGCACCACCGGGAAGCCAAAAGACUAGAUGAGGGGUUCCAGGAGGAAGAACAGCUUCAGGGAGAAUCGAGAAGACGGCAACAGGAGAGAGAUGGCAAGUUCCUUGAGGAGGAACGGCAGCUGCGGAAGGAACGGGAAGAACAGAGGCGGCGUCAAGAACAAGAGAGAGAAUUCCAAGAGGAGGAACGGCGCCUCCAAGAUCGUGAGAAAGAACUUCGGCAGGAGCGCGACAGAAAAUCCUGUGAGGAACAAGAGCGCCGCCAGCAGCGUGAGGAAGAGCAGCUAAGGCACCAGGAACGAGACAGAAGAUUCCGCCGGGAACAAGAACCCCGCCAGGAGCGUGAGGAAGAGCAGCUGAGGGACAGAAGAUUCCGCCGGGAACAAGAACCCCGCCAGGAACGUGAGGAAGAGCAGCUGAGGGACAGAAGAUUCCGCCGGGAGCAAGAACCCCGCCAGGAGCGCGACAGAAGUUUCCGCCGGGAACAAGAGCUCCGUCAGGAACGCGAAGAAGAGCAGAGGAGGCGCCAGGAACGUGAGAGAAAAUCCCGUGAGGAACAAGAGCUCCGCCAGGAACUCGAGGAAGAGCAGCUGAGGGACAGAAAGUUCCGCCGGGAACAAGAGCUCAGACGCGACAGAAAAUUCCGUGUGGAAGAAGAGCGCCGCCAGGAACUGGAGGAAGAGCAGCUGCGUGGCCAAGAGCGAGACAGUUUGAGGGUGGAGGAAGCGCAGCGCCGCCGCCAGGAAUGUGACAGAAAAUCACGCCGGGAACAAGAGCUCCACCAGGAACUUGAGGAAGAGCAGAGGAGGCGCCAGGAACGUGAGAGAAAAUCCCGUGAGGAACAAGAGCUCCGCCAGGAACUCGAGGAAGAGCAGCUGAGGGACAGAAAAUUCCGUCGGGAACAAGAGCUCAGACGCGACAGAAAAUUACGUGAAGAAGAAGAGCGCCGCCAGGAACUGGAGGAAAGGCAGCUGCGUGGCCAAGAGCGAGACCGUUUGAGGGUGGAGGAAGCGCAGCGCCGCCGCCAGGAAUGUGACAGAAAAUCACGCCGGGAACAAGAGCUCCGCCAGGAACUUGAGGAAGAGCAGAGGCGGCGCCAGGAACGUGAGAGAAAAUCCCAUGAGGAACAAGAGCUCCGCCAGGAACUUGAGGAAGAGCAGCUGAGGGACAGAAAAUUCCGUCGGGAACAAGAGCUCAGACGCGACAGAAAAUUCCGUGAAGAAGAAGAGCGGCGCCAGGAACUGGAGGAAAGGCAGUUGAGCCACCAGGAACCCGACAGAAGAUUCCGCCGGGAACAAGAGCUCCGCCAGGAGCGCGAGGAAGAGGAGCGCCGCCAGCAGCGUGACAGAAAGUUCCGCCGGGAAGAGGAGCUCCGCCAGGAACUGGAGGAAGAGCAGCUAAGACGCCAGGAACCCGACAGAAGAUUCCGCCGGGAACAAGAGCUCCGCCAGGAACGCGAAGAAGAGCAGAGGAGGCGCCAGGAACGUGACAAAACACUCCGUGAAGAACAAGAGCUCCGCCAGGAACUCGAGGAAGAGCAGCUGAGGGACAGAAAGAUCCGCAGGGAACAAGAGCUCAGACGCGACAGAAAAUUCCGUGAGGAAGAAGAGCACCGCCAGGAACUGGAGGGACAGCAACUAAGGCGCCAGGAACGUGACAGAAGAUCCCGCCGAGAACAAGAGCUCCGUCAGGACCUGGAGGAAGAGCGGCUGAGGGACAGAAAGAUCCGCCAGGAACUCCAGGAAGAGGAGCUAAGGCGCCAGGAACGUGACAGAAAAUCCCGUGAGGAACAAGAGCUCCGCCAAGAACUGGAGGAAGAGCAGCUGAGGGACAGAAAGUUCCGCCGGGAGCAAGAGCUCCGCCGGGAACAAGAGCUCCGCAAGGAGCGCGAGGAAGAGCGGCUGAGGGACAGAAAGAUCCGUCGGGACCAAGAACUCCGCCAGGAACUGGAGGAAGAGGAGCUCCGAGACAGAAAGUUCCGCCGGGAGCGCGAGGAAGAGCAGCAGCUCCGCAGGGAGCGCGAGGAGGAACAACUUCGCUUUGAGGAGCAACAGCGGCGCCGCCAGGAACGCGAGCAACAGUUAAGACAGGAGCGGGACAGGAGAGUCCGUGAGGAAGAAGAGCUUCUUCAGGAAAGGGAGGAGCUGCUGCGCCGCGAGUUGGGUGACAGGAAGUUCCAAGAAGAGGAGCGACUCCGCCAGGAAAGAGAGGAACAGCAGCGUCGUCUCCAGGAAAGGGACAACAGAAGAUUCCGCAGGGAAGUAGAGCUCAGGCAAGAAAGGGAAGAGCAGCAGCUGCGUUUCCAGGAACGGGAGCAACAGCUUCGCCAAGAGCGCCAAGAGCGUGACAGAAAAUUCCGAGAGGUAGAAGAGCUUCGCCAGGAAGAAGAGCAGCGACGCCGCCAGGAGCGUGACAGGGAAUUCCGGGAAGAGAAACACCUGCGCGAGGAACAGCAGUUGCGGAGGGAGAAGCGAGAUGGUCAGUACCCAGCUGAGGAGCAGUUUGCCAGGGAUAAGAUUCGUCGCCAGGAGCAAGAAGUACGUCAAGAAGAGGAAGAAAGACGUCGCCAAGAGCGGGAGAGAAAAUUACAAGAAGAGCAGAUCCGUCGUAGGCAAGAGGAGCAGAGGCGCCGCCAAAUCCUGGAGCCUGGCACACGCCAGUUUGCCAAUGUACCAGUGCGAUCCAGCCCUCUCUAUGAGUACAUCCAAGAGCAGAGGUCUCAAUACCGCGCUUAA
Grammomys surdaster is the source of this 4857-nucleotide messenger RNA. It is a transcript of the gene Tchh, whose product is annotated as trichohyalin. The record is from RefSeq and is a predicted model, not a curated record. The transcript has 2 exons. Lineage: Eukaryota; Metazoa; Chordata; Mammalia; Rodentia; Muridae. Gene Ontology annotation, molecular function: calcium ion binding; transition metal ion binding. Bases 1 to 4857 code for a protein of 1618 amino acids. Gene Ontology annotation, biological process: intermediate filament organization.